Messenger RNA from Vollenhovia emeryi, 2783 nucleotides. Its product is annotated as odorant receptor 22b-like. Lineage: Eukaryota; Metazoa; Arthropoda; Insecta; Hymenoptera; Formicidae. Gene Ontology annotation, molecular function: odorant binding; olfactory receptor activity. Gene Ontology annotation, biological process: detection of chemical stimulus involved in sensory perception of smell; sensory perception of smell. The transcript is spliced from 9 exons. Gene Ontology annotation, cellular component: plasma membrane. The coding region runs from base 1040 to 2209 and encodes 389 amino acids. The record is from RefSeq and is a predicted model, not a curated record.
AACAGGGUGAGGGGCGAGAUCGAAUCCCGAACUCGCUAACUACGAGUCAAUUGCAGGAGGAGUAACCCAUCAUCUGCAACGUUUAAAUAUUUUUUCACAAGCCAAUUUUGUUAUUUCAGAAAGAAAACGAGCAUUCUAUCAUUCUUCAACAGAAGGUUCUUUGACGAAUAAACUGUUUUAAUGCUUUUAGUGAAUCCUUUAAAAAAGAUACUAUUCUCUAAAAGUUUUAUUUUAAAAAAGGAAAAAUCAAGAAAGCUACUAUUGAAGACUUAACAACCUUUCUAGUGGUAUCUCUUAUAAUAUAUGAUAUCUUUAUUGUCUCCCCUUGGGGUUGCAAGGCACUUUUCGAGGGAGUGUUUCCGAACCCUUUACACUUGCAAUUUAUCCUAUUUUCGCUUGCGUGAAGGAGUCGUGGAUCCCGUGGCUUAUGCCGGCCUCCUCCACCCUUGGUGUCUCUUAUAAUAUGUAUGUAUGCUGCUACAGAGUUUAACGUCCUUAAACAUCCUUUCCCUGCAUCUAAGCUUACUCUUUCUGACGAGGCAUCUCUUGCAGAAAAGACGUGGUCGAUAAUAUUGAGUGAAAUACGUGUGAAUAUCGCACGAGCAUUUUUUUACGUGGAGUUUUUCCACUCGUCACUUCCGUCACACAGCCUCACCCUUUUCCGCAAUAAUAAAAACUUGCUCUAAAGCGGUAAGAAUUGCCUAUGAGCUGUAGCGUAAUAAUCGCCUGCGUGAAAAAGCCUGUACGCGAGAAAAGAAAUUGACUAAAGACAAUUUCCGUUUGCAGAUCCCACCGUUGGUUUCUUUCCCAUGUCAUUACGCGAAUAUUAUAUGCGCCCUGUCGAUCAAUUUUCCGUUUGAGAAAUUUUCACUACCGCGUGUAAGUGCGUGUGCCUCUCUUCGAUGUAAUUUACCUGGCAAUGCCGCGAAAGAAAUAAGAAAUAAUCGGACGGACUUUAAAAGAAAGGGGGAGAAAUUGCUGUAAUAAUAAAGUAACGGGUUCGCUUCUGCAGUCAGUUCUUUCAAGACUUUCGAAACAAAUGGAACAUUCCGAAGAGCAUUACUACAAAGUGAGCCGAUUUCUUCUAUCGGCUAGCGGACUAUGUCCUUAUCAAAGCAAGCGGAGCACGCACUUAACAAGAGGUGUUUACUCGGCCAUCAUGCUAUCGUCUAUAUUUUUUCAGAUAGCCAGCUUCUUUACAUAUGACCUCACUGCAGAAUUUAUUGUGGAAGGAAUACCGUCGCUUAUAAUGAUAGUUGGAGGCGUGAUCAACACGUACACGCGUAUCGGACAUGUAGACAGAUAUAGAGAAUUAUUCGAACGUAUGUCGAGAGACUGGGCGUUGCAAAAGACACACGAUGAGAGCAAGAUUAUGCACGAGCAUGCUGAGAUCUCACGAUUAUUUACAAUUGGUUUUCUGAUCGUGGCGUAUAUAUUCAUAGGAGGCUACAAUAUAUGGAUGGUCGUACCAGAGAUCCUAGACAUGAUAUUCCCUAUGAACGAAUCUCGCCCGCGGAGGCGACCCUUUAAUGCUGAAUUUUUUAUCGAUGAGGAGCGAUACUUUUACAUCAUCCGGUCCCACAUACAUGUCGUACUAUUGUACAUGCCUAUAACUUAUAUCGCCUGUUCCACUUUAUAUUUUACUCUCACACAACAUGUUUGCGGAAUGUGCGAGUUGCUGGGGUAUCGGGCGGAACGCCUAUUUUGCGUUGUCGAGGACGAGAGGGCAUGUGAUUUAAUUUGGAAGUCAAAAAUAAUUUACGAAAACAUGGCCGUUUUUGUACGGCAGCAUUACGAAGUAAUAAAAUUCAUUGGUAUAAUCGAAACUUGUCACACGGUACCGUUUUUUAUGGAUCUCACAGGAGUAGUGUUUAUGAUAAGCCUUUCGUUAAUCCAGGUAUUAACUAUUUCCGACGCCGAACGAGCUAUUAGAUCUAUCGGUGUCUCCAUGGCAGGACUGGGUUAUGUAUUCAUAUCUUGUUAUAUGGGACAAAAGAUUACGGAUGCGAGCACGAAUAUAAUUGAGAAAAUAUUCAACUCUACGUGGUACAACGCCGUCGUUUCACAGCAGAAGGCACUAUUGAUGAUAAUGAUGCGACGCUGUCAUCCGAUUAUCUUGACCGCUUGUAAAUUUUACAUAUUGUCUUUGCAGAAUUUCGGAAUGAUACUUCAAACAGCAAUCUCCUAUUGCAUGUUCUUCAGAUCCUAAAAAUGUUUCUGUCAAAUUGUAAGCGUAGAAGUAACGUAGAAAAUCCGCGGGAAUAUUAGGCCGGUGUUCUUCUUACGAUGUAAAAAACUUCUUACCAUGUAAAAAAUUAUAUUAUAUAAAAACAGGAAUUUGUUGUUACGGUUUACAGGUAAGUAAAUAGGUAAAUAGAAAAUAAACGUGGCAUAUAAUUAAAAACAAGAAUUAAGAAACUCACAAGGCAAUUUCUUUUUAGAGUACCACAAUAUUUUUUCGAGUAUUUAAAAUAGUGACACAAUUUUUUAAAUAGUACUUAUUUCAGUGAGAAAUUCGUUGAUAAUUUUAAAUUUGGUUUGUCUUACGCGAGAAAAUUCAAUUUCUCAUAUUUCAUCCCGAGGUAAAUACCUGUCUACUUUCUGUAUAUUUGCCUAUAGUAUUAUCCAAAAAAUCAUCUUUUGGGGAUACUUGUAAAUAAAAGAUUUCAAAGGAGCCUGCCGUUAAAAUUCAAAAUUGUUUCUCAUAUAUUUUCUAUAGGAGAAACGUUUCUUGACGAUUUUAGGUCGUCAUGUAAAAUAAACGGCUAUGCAAAAUAAAAAAA